AUGAGUGUGAUCACGGAUGCUGUUAGAGCGAAUCUGGAGGCGCUAGAUGUGUACUCAAGCUCUGCAUUGCGUGAAAUAAACGAAUUGAAACUGGUGAAUGAUACCGAAAUACGCGGUAGCGUGGGGUCUGAUGUCCUGGGGUCAAUUGACCAGAUCCAAGCUGUUUUUGCAGAAUGCUACAUGAUACUUGAACCUUUGAGAAAGACCUCAAAUGGGCAUUAUGGCCAAAAAGAAAAAAGAGCAUCAUAUGCCUCUGGGGUUGAAGAUGUUGAGGAUGUGAUAAAGUCUGUGACAGGGAAAAAGCUGGGACAGCUCUUGGCGCCCUUUGCUCAAGGGCCCAUCUUGGCAUCGAGCGCAAUAAGCUCUCAGAAUUACUCUGAGGAAAUCAAGAAAGAACUCAGAACAAUGUCAAAACUGGAGGGAUUAUCCCUCUUGUAUUCGCUCUUGUCGCUGUAUCUUUACACUGGUCAAUUGCUACUGAAAAACACCAUCCCACUAUCUGACGAGCUAGCAUAUUGGGAAAGCGUGCUUAAUUCCAGAUUAUACAUGUUGUUAUACGUUGUUCAAACAUUACCGGUGAGAGGAUAUGAGUUCAGCAAAGCAUUGUACAAUGAUGUGGUGGUUAAGAACAUCGAAACUGGAACCAGGGCCACAUUGCCUACUCCUCCUGAAUGGGUGCCCGAAAAACUCAGACCAUUUUACUCACAUGCCUAUAAAUGGCUCAGAUUUACACUUCAGUCCAUAUAUUCGAGCUCGAGAUCGAUAAUGUCGACCCGUGUGUUCUUCAAUAACCUGAAAUCCCGGCCCAUUGUCUCAACGAUAGGGAUCUCGCCGAGAAAAGCUAGCAUUUUCACCAACAAUGUUUUUGUCACGAUACUGGGAGCCCCAGUCAUUGCUGCUAAACGUGAAGCCAUUCACAGAAGAGAAAACAUAUUGAAUUUGAAAUCCGCAAACGCUGAGAAGCUAGGUGUCUUGUUGAGCGAGCUGCUUACCAUAAGGCCAGCUGAUGAGGAUGAUGAUUCUGACCCGUAUGAGUUCUUAGAGAAAACAGGGGUAUUAACAAAAGCGUUCGAGGCCAUCUCAAAGUUUGAGCUGUUAUUUCAAGGAGAAACGUCUGCAGUUGGCAUGUAUUCAGGGACCGGCUCUGAUUCAAUCCAGAGUUCGCUGGUGAAGCUUCAAAAUCUGUUCAGCAAACUUUUGCCCUCACAGCAAAAGCAAAUAAGGGCUACUAGGUCCAAAAAUAGUCGACCCAGAGCUAUCAUCAGAUAUUGGGUAUCAACGGCACUUAUUGUUCUAUAUGCCCCGGCACUAAUCAAAAAUGUCGUAUCUGAAUGGGAUGAGCUUGUUUUGUUCUUCAAGCACAACGUUGUCGGAACGCUGGUUGGGUUUUGGAACAACUGGAUCAUCUCACCUUUGAACAAUAUCUUUGCUACUGUGAGACAUGAUGAUAACUCCAGAAUUGCAAUCAUGUCUAAGCAAUCUCUUGAGUCAGACCUGAGCUCUUUGGAAAGAAUGGUCACAGACUACUCUCUAGCCAACAUCUCGCUGGCGGGUCAAGAACUUGACCCCAGACUCGCCUUGGCCACAGUCCAAGAAAAUGUGAAAAACGGAGAUAUAACCAUAGUGAUGAGGAAAUAUGAACAGGAUCUGAAAAGCCCAGUCAAGAGUAUCAUAAUGGGAGACAUGCUGACCAAUUUGCUGAUUCAGAUACAAAAGGCUAAAGUGGACGGAACAGUAGCUAUAAGUGGUAUUGACAAGAUUUUGAAGUCACAAGAGUUGGUAUUUGGAGUGGUGGCGGCAUCUCCUAGUUUGCUAGUUGUAUACUGGGUUUUGAGAUCGGUGGAGUCAUACAUUCGCACAGGUUACGUGUACAGAUUCUCCAGAGACAGAAAGCUUUUGGUCCUGCAGUCUUUGAAUAACAUUGAAAGACUACUUAACUUGGCCCUCCAUGAUGAUGCGAUUAACUUCGAGAAUUCAGGAAUGCUGCUGUUGGAACUAAUCACACUGAGAGAGAACGGACAAGUCUUGGUGCCCAAGGACAGAAGAUGGGAGUUUGUUCGUGAUGUGAAUGACCUGACCAGCAAAGAUUUUACCACCAAUGUAAAGCUGGUGACGAUUACAAGAAUGUGGAAUAACUAUGGCUCUUAUUUUAGAGAUUGA
This is a messenger RNA of Kuraishia capsulata CBS 1993, 2160 nucleotides long. RefSeq lists its product as uncharacterized. Gene Ontology annotation, cellular component: mitochondrial outer membrane. The transcript has a single exon. Bases 1 to 2160 code for a protein of 719 amino acids. Lineage: Eukaryota; Fungi; Ascomycota; Pichiomycetes; Pichiales; Pichiaceae. The record is from RefSeq and is a predicted model, not a curated record.